GAGCCCUGAAAGUAGCGUCGGUGACGACAGCCGAGCUGCGGCACACAGUGGAUAGUUGUAUCCAAACGCGCGAAAAAUCCGGUGGGGAGUGCCCAGUACCUACUCGCAACCACAACAACGAGAGCCAGUAUAGUGGUCGAUCGAGCCCGUCCCUGCCUCCGGGAUGCGGAGCUGCCGCCCGGAGCACCAACAUGUAGACGGACGCUCCGAGAGACCCGAUAACGCCCAGACGGCAGCGGUUGAGCGAGCGCCGAAACUAUAGGUUAUCCGAGGCAGGAUGCGGGCCAAGAGAGCGACGUACGCCCUGACGGGCUUGUUCCUCCUGGCGCUGUGCCUCCUCCUGGUCGACCCGUCCGAGUCCAAGCUGCUGCAGCAGCAACAGCUCGAGAACCACGAGCCCCAGCAGCAGCAUCUGGCCGAUGGCGAUGACGAGGAGGACGAGGACGAUGACGAGGACGAGUUCGACGACGAGAGCAACAGCAGUUACCCGUCGAAGCCGGAGAUAGACGACGACGGCCGGGUGUACAAGAACCCGCGCAACUCCCCGUCGGCCCAGUGCCCGCGGGACGAGCUCCAGGCCGAGAUACUCGGGCAAAAGUGCCUGCGCAAGUGCUCGACGGACGAGGAUUGCAAGAGCAAGAAGAAAAAGUGCCGUUGCGACGGGAUAUGCGGCAUGUCGUGCAUCAAGCCGGAGCGCGAGUGCCCCGAGCUUAUGGACAUCGAGCGGGGCCUUAUGUCGGUGGGGGGCCGGUACUUUGGGGACCGGGUCAAUUAUAGCUGCGACCCAGGUUACCACCUGGUCGGGUUGGGGGAGCGCGCCUGUCGGGCGGACGGCCGUUGGACGGGGGUGACGCCGAGCUGCAAGGCAGACCCGAAGAGCUAUUGCUCGCCCCCGAGCAAGCUGCCCAACGCCCGGCACAACGCCCUACCCGACCAGAUGAGCUUCGACCUCGACAGCGUCGUCCAGUACUAUUGCGAGCACGGCUACGAGACGAAAGGCUCCCCCAAGGCCAAGUGCUUGGCGCCCGCCGGCGAGGCCAACUGGUAUGGCCCGGACAUCAUCUGCGAGCCCAAGAACUGCGAGCCCCCGUCCGACAUUCCCAACGGCUGGCACGCCGGCGAGUGUUAUAGGUACAAUUGCCACGUCGCGUAUCACUGCGCCGACAGUUACGAGUUGGUCGGGAAAUCUGAAAAAAUUUGUGUCGCCGACGGCUCAUGGAUCCCAGCGGAACUUCCAAAAUGUGUGGAGGUGACGUCGGUCCAGUGCACGAACCCCGAGCACCCGGUCAACGGCAAGGCCAUCUUCACCUCCGUCUCCUACAACGCCGUCGUGUCCUACGAGUGCAAGACGGGCUACACCAUCGUGGGCAUGUCGACCCGACGAUGCGGCGCCGACGGCAAGUGGACGGGCCACGCGCCCAUCUGCAAGGAGAUAGACUGCGGCUCGCCCGGCGUCCUCUACAACGGCUGGAUAGACAACAUUGAAAAUGGAACGAGGAUGGGCGCGAGCCUGAUAUUCCGGUGCAACGAGCGCAUGAAGCUCGAGGGCCACAGCUCGAGCCUCUGCCAGCUGGACGGCAAGUGGAGCUACCCGGUGCCCCAGUGCCUGGCCCCGUGCGUCCUGCCCGACAUACCGCGGGGCCACGUGUACGUCCAGGCGUCGGCCAACUCGAGCGAGCACCACUACAUAAACAACGUGACGGUGGCCGAGCACGGCAAACAGCUGGCGGUCGAGUGCUCGGCCGAUUACGAGUUCGUGGCCAGUCCCGAGAGCCCGGUCGUCUGCAACAACGGGACCUGGUCCGUGAUGCCCGCGUGCUCGCCGGCCCGGUGCAAGCUCAUGCCCAGGGCACCCCGCAACGGCAUGGUCAUAGCACCAAAGACCGAGCACGGCAUGCGCGCCGUCUUCAAGUGCAAGGACGGCUUCGAGAUGGUGGGCGGGGGACCGUACAACACCUCCUUCUCCGUCGAGUGCCAAUACGGCAAUUGGACCGGUGAUCCGCCCCACUGCGUCGAGGUAUACUGCCCGUUUCCGGGCUACGUGCAGAACGGCAAGGUACUGCUGGUCGGCAACAUGGGCGUUUACGAUUAUCGGCCCUACGUCAAGCGAAUCGUCAACAACAAGCAGAUCAUGUACGACUGCGACAAGGGCUAUUACCUGAGCGAGGGCCCACCCGGGGCGACCUGUAUCGGUGGCUCCUGGAGCCCCAAGGAGCUGCCCAAGUGCACCCUCGGCCAGCACCCGCGCAUACGCUGGAACAGGCGCCGCCGACGCCGCCGACGAAGAUCCGCCCCCACCGACGACCCGUCUCUUUCCACCUCCCCGUUGUCCACGUCGACCCCGUCGUCGCCACCGAGGAAGACCGGCGAGAGCGUGGUUCUGGCGUAUCGGAGGUUCAUCGACUUUUUCCGCAGGAUCGGCAAGAAAUUGCUCGAGCUCGAGAUGGAGAGGAGCCACGAGACCCUGGUGCGAGUCGACAAGGAGGCAGCCAAGCAGGAGCUGGAGGAGGAAGAGAGGCGAAGGAAGGCUAGAAACCAUCGACCCUCGAAUCGCACCGUCGCUCACGUGGUCCUCGGCAUAGUCAACACCACGGGCGAAAAUGGCCACGGUGCCACCAGGCGGGAGCGCUCCAGGGACGAGAGGAUGAUGGACUUUCUGAGGGUCGUGUACCGUAAGCUACAACGAAUCGACUCGCGGCACAACGCGACCAACAGCGACACGAACGUCACGAUGCACGAGCUCCUCAACGUGAUGAGCAAGAACCUCUUUCACGUGGAUCUGGCCGAGCCCAAGAAGAACACCAGCACCAGCAGCAGCAGCAGCAGCAGUAGCAGUAACUCGGUAGCCAAGGGCCACGAGAAUUACGAGGCCAGAGUCCAGAGGGAGUUCAACAAGCUCAAGCGGGAGUUCGAGAGGAUCAUGAAGUUCUACAACAAGUCCCUGCGCUGGAGCGAGAAGCACUUACGCAAGGACUUGCGGAAAAAGAAGAGGAAGAGGAAGAAGAAGAAGACGAUGACUACGACUACGGCCACCGGCCACGAUAGCUACAACGAUGACGUAGACGUAGCCACCAGUACCCUUACCACCAGCACCGACAAGUCAAACAAGACAAAGGAGCACCAGCACCACCAUGGACGGCAGCAGCACAGGUCGCCCAACUACUACAAGGGCUUUUACGAGUUCGUCAACGAUUACGUGACGCAGAAGCUGACGGUUCUCGAGGCGCAGAACGCGACGGAGGAGCUCAUCAGGAAGAUGAAGAUCGACAAGCCAUCGGCGCGGAACGGCACGAUGUUCACCAUCGGCGAGAUAUACGCGUUCUUCAAACAUAUCAUAGAGGCCAAGAUGAACGAUAAAAGUAAUAACGAUUCGUCGUCGAAGCCGAGCGAGUCACCGACGCCACCGUCGCCCACCACAACGACUGCAGCCAUCCCGAGGAGCUCCCCCACAACGGGCGACGAUGACUCGACAAAGACGCCGAGCUACCACCAGCAGCAUCUGUCGGAGAAUGAGAUACCCUCGCUGGAGUCGGAGGAUAACCAGCCAAAGCAGCGCAACAAGCGCAUCCGGAACACAUCCACGAGAUCGCCCCCCACAUCGGUGACCGACUCGGCUGUUGGGCGGAAGCUCCUGUCCGUGAACCAUUUGCUGCUGGGUGACGACGAGCAAGUGCAGCCGAGACGCCCGAAACGCUUCCUCCGAUCCUUGUCCUUCGAACAACUGGAUAAUCAAACGUUUCUCAAGAAUUCGUACGUGGACGCCUUGGAGGACAAGUACAGGGCGAACCUCAAGCGUUCCAUCGAGCAAUCCGUUCAGAACAAUCAGCGCAUAGCGCCAGAGGCAGCCAUCCAAGUACUGCCCCGCCAGAGACGCCUCCGCCAGUGAGAGCAGCAUCAAAUCGAUUUCAUUGUGAUACUAUAGGGAAUUUAUCGGUUAUCAAUCGAUCAUUAAACAACAAUGCCAACAACAACAACAACAACAACAACAACUGAUUUUAUGCAAUUAUACACGUAAUAAUUAUUAUUAUCAUCAUCAUUAUACACUGAUAGUUAAUCUGUUUAUCUCUGCGGUGAUAUCCGCACUGUAACGUAACGUGUAUCAUCUCACGUUUUUUGACGAUAAAUAAAUUU
Molecule: messenger RNA, 4131 nt
Organism: Copidosoma floridanum
Lineage: Eukaryota; Metazoa; Arthropoda; Insecta; Hymenoptera; Encyrtidae
Gene: Hasp
Product: Hig-anchoring scaffold protein
Cellular component (GO): extracellular region
Molecular function (GO): peptidase inhibitor activity
Source: RefSeq, a predicted model, not a curated record